CAGAUACACACAGACACACAGUUUAAAAUAAAAUACAUUGCUAAAAAUAAGAAGAGUGAUGGAAAUCAAGAUCACGGAGUGCUUACUGUGUUUCAACUCCUUACAUUCAUCAACUCAGUUGUCUCACCUUGUCUGUGAAAUACCUGUUGCGGUCACUGCCAUUUACAAAAGAGGAAACCAAAGCCACGAGGAGCCAAAUCACUUGCUCAGUCUCAUAUGGCUUCUAAAGGAUAGAAGCAGACUGGUCACAGAUGGGAACUUAAUCUCAAAGGAUGCCCAGGGCUGGGGAUGUAUCUCUGUGCAAGACCACUUGCCAACAUCUAUAAGGUUCUAGGUUCAAUCCCCAUUACUAUCAAACAAAAUAACAAAAAAAAAUCUAUCAAAAGAUGUCCAUACAUGCUCAGAGAAUAGAUUUGUUAAUCUGACGCAUCCUGUUGCUGGAAUUGCAGAUGUUAUAAAAAAUAGAAAUGAAACUUCAGAAAUACUUUUUAAAGUUUUAAAAAUGAUGUUUAAUGUCAUUUCAGACACAGGCACUUGUCCUUUCUCGGACUUAGUGAGAUGUUGCAUGUAAAGGCCACCAACACUGCAGCACUGAAGCUGCUGGGGCUAAAGCACCUGCUAAGAUGCUCCAUUUGCGAAGUCCACACAUGCUGCAGAUGCUGGAGAACUCCUUACGGAAGCAACUUCCUGAGUCCUUAAAGGUUUAUGGAACUGUCUUCCACAUGAACCAGGGAAACCCAUUCAAGCUAAAGGCACUGGUGGACAAGUGGCCUGAUUUUAGUACAGUGGUUGUACGUCCUGAGGAUCAGGAGAUGGCCGAUGACCUUGAUACCUACACCAAUACCUACCAAAUCUAUUCUAAGGAUCCUAAGAACUGUCAGGAAUUCCUUGGCACAUCAGACGUCAUCAACUGGAAACAGCAUUUCCAGAUCCAAAGCACGCAGUCCAGCCUGAAUGAAGUGAUACAGGGCCUUUCAGUUCCUAAAUUGGUCAAGGUCAAGAGAACACAACGCAUUCUCUACAUGAUGCCUCAGACAGCAAAGAAACUGGUCCCUUUCCUAAUGCCAGAUGCUGAGAGCUUACAUUGUCAACCUGGCAGACCCCGGGGCAUCAACCAAGAGAUGUUCAAACUGUCAUCACUGAAUGUUAUUCACGCUGCCUUAGUGGAUAAAUUUUGGCAAUUUGGUGGCAAUGUUAGGAGCCAGAGAUACAUCGAACGCUGUAUUCAGAUCUUUCCCAGCUCUUGUCUUCUAGGACCUGAUGGUACACCCGUGUCCUGGGCCCUCAUGGACCAGACUGGAGAGAUGCGAAUGGCAGGCACUGUGCCUGAUUACCGGGCACAAGGCCUCAUCUCCCAUGUCAUUUAUACUCAGACUCUGGCUAUGGAUGAGCUUGGCUACCCUGUGUAUAAUCAUGCAGACAGAGCCAAUAAAAUCAUACAGAAAAUGAGUCACACUCUGCAACAUGUCCCCAUGCCUUGUGACUGGAACCAGUGGAACUGUGAGCCUCUGUAACUAUGGUGCUGAACACAAGGCUUUGGUAGGUGGAAUGUGAUGGGGCUGGAGGAGUGGAUAGUGGAAAGAGAGAGAGGACAGAUUGUAAGGAGCAGUAAAGGAAUGGGCACUGUCGGGGCUCUGGGAAAGCAGAGUGAAUGGUUAAUGGUACUCUAUGGUCUCUGUACCCAUCUUACCCCUAAGACCCAGCAGACCUGAUAGGACCAGACUGCUCCACUCUGGACAUUGGCCUUAUUCAAUCUUCUAUACCCUGGACAUCAGUGACACUUUUUUUCAGCCUCAUGUUACCCUUGUGAGCAUUAUUUCCCAGAAUCAUACUUACCAGUUUGCCAAGAUGUGGUGCUACAUUGUAAACUAUGUGUGCUUUUCCCUUUCCUUUAUUUAGUAGCCACAGUGUGUCCCAUCUAUUCAGCAGGUACUUUGAAAUGAUUGCUUCACUUGUUGUUUGAUCUGUGUUUAUUAACCAUGUUAAAUAUUGCACAAAUAAAUAUAUGAUAGUGAUUGAACAUGG
Molecule: messenger RNA, 2025 nt
Organism: Nannospalax galili (Upper Galilee mountains blind mole rat)
Lineage: Eukaryota; Metazoa; Chordata; Mammalia; Rodentia; Spalacidae
Product: glycine N-acyltransferase-like protein
Exons: 6
Coding region: 624-1514 (296 amino acids)
Cellular component (GO): mitochondrion
Molecular function (GO): glycine N-acyltransferase activity
Source: RefSeq, a predicted model, not a curated record